Molecule: messenger RNA, 2147 nt
Organism: Ilex paraguariensis (yerba mate)
Lineage: Eukaryota; Viridiplantae; Streptophyta; Magnoliopsida; Aquifoliales; Aquifoliaceae
Source: the annotation of a GenBank genome assembly
CAACUUUCAGUACCAUCGGCAUCGCCAAACCUUCUGGUGCACCAUCCAUCCCAGGUGAAAAUCAUGCCUUUGUUAUGAAUUUCAUCAUUGGUAUGUGUCAUCAUUGAUUUCAGAUGGUGGGUUUAUGUUUUUGUUAUAGAUGAAGUCCCCAUUGGAUACCCUUAAGAUUAGCUGUGCCACUUGAGAAUUGAAACUGAUAAGAAUUUGGUAAUUGUUAUUUUUAGCGAUCUAAAUUGUGUAUAUAAUUAAGAGAUGCUAUUUUAGGAACCAAACUUACCCUAGAAGAGCAUUCAACAGUCAAAAGCAGACCCCUAGUCCGAGACGUAACGUACCAAUUAGUCAGCGUUCGACAUUCUGGUGUUUAGUUUAGACCAUUCUCCUCUCUGUCUCUCUCAAAAUCUACUGAAUUUGCGUAAAAUUUCUCGCAAAUUUUCAAUUUUUGCUUCAGUAAACUAGAAUUUCUCUUCCGAAAACCCAAUCUCUCAUUGCAAACAAUGAGCUCAAUUCACCUUUUCCUCAGUAAUUCAAUUUCACCAGCAACAUAUCUCCAUCGUUCAUGUACCCUCCAAAGUGGAAGAUUUUCAAUUCCAUCCAAUUACUUCAAAGUCACUGCAUGUGUUAAUGCGGAAGUGAAAGCACCAGGUUUGGCGAAACUAGGAUUUGGGGCUGUUACUAAGGAGGUGAUGGAGGAUGAAGGGAGGGUUCUCGUGGGGACGUAUGCUAGAACUCCGGUGGUCCUGUCCAGUGGCAAGGGUUGUAAAUUGUAUGACGUUGAAGGGCGAGAGUAUUUGGACUUGACGGCUGGUAUCGCCGUGAACGCGCUCGGGCAUGGUGAUCCUGACUGGAUUAGAGCUGUGACGGAGCAGGCAAAUUUGCUCACGCAUGUUAGCAAUGUUUACUACUCAAUUCCACAGGUGGAGCUUGCAAAACGUCUCGUUGCUUGUUCUUUUGCUGAUCGUGUUUUUUUCUCGAACUCUGGGACAGAAGCAAAUGAAGCUGCUAUUAAAUUUGCUAGAAAAUUUCAGAGAAUUCUGCAUCCUGAAGCGAUUCAUCCACCAACAAAGUUCAUUUCCUUCUCUAACAGCUUCCAUGGGCGGACCUUGGGUGCUCUUGCCUUGACUAGUAAAGAGCAUUACCGAGCACCUUUCGAACCUAUUAUGCCCGGAGUUACUUUCUUAGAAUAUGGAAAUAGUCAAGCUGCAAUAGAACUGAUUCAGAGUGGAACAAUUGCUGCAGUGUUUGUGGAACCUCUCCAGGGUGAAGGAGGCAUAUAUAGUGCAACAAAGGAAUUCUUACAAUCAUUGCGUACUGCCUGUGAUGAUGCUGGGUCUUUACUAGUUUUUGAUGAGGUUCAAUGUGGCUUGGGCCGAACAGGCGAUCUCUGGGCACACGAAGCUUAUGAUGUAUUCCCAGAUAUAAUGACUCUUGCCAAGCCUCUUGCGGGAGGUCUACCCAUUGGAGCCGCACUAGUGACUGAAAGAGUUGCUGCUGCCAUGGAGUUUGGAGACCAUGGAAGCACUUUUGCUGGGGGCCCCCUUGUCUGCAAUGCUGCAGUCGCCGUUCUGGAUAAAAUCACAAAGCCGGGAUUCUUGACCAGCGUCGCCACAAAAGGUAAAUACUUCAAGGACAUAUUGAUGCAGAAAUUGGGAGGAAAUUCACAUGUGAGAGAAGUACGAGGCCUGGGUCUUAUAAUUGGAAUAGAGUUGGAUGUAUCGGCCUCGCCACUUGUGGAUGCUUGCCGGCAGUCUGGUCUUCUAGUACUAACGGCAGGUAAAGGCAACGUUGUUAGGCUUGUGCCGCCACUGAUCAUCUCCGAGCAGGAACUCGACCGUGCAACUGAGAUCUUGCUCAAGUGUUUGCCGGUGCUUGAUGGGUGAGAAACAUACACACAAGUCAUUGUUGCAUCCGACAUUCUAACGGCAAUUGAUGGGUGGGACAAAUUAUAAUUUCAAAAAUCGUAAGUCUUAUGUUAUUGAGCUUCAGGUUUCUGAUUUUGGUUCAAAACUUCAUUCCAGCAUGAUGUAAGAUAUGUUCUUCGAGGUUCUAGAAAAAUAAAUUUACAAACUAGCAAAACUUCUGUUACAUCCAAAGCUGUGUUCUCAAAAUUUGGAAGUUCUUCCAACUAUCCUAUUGUUAUGAUUGCAAAA